Suillus fuscotomentosus is the source of this 2907-nucleotide messenger RNA. RefSeq lists its product as uncharacterized. The coding region runs from base 1 to 2907 and encodes 968 amino acids. The record is from RefSeq and is a predicted model, not a curated record. The transcript is spliced from 4 exons. NCBI's taxonomy places the organism in Eukaryota, Fungi, Basidiomycota, Agaricomycetes, Boletales, Suillaceae.
AUGGUCAGUUGCCCCGGAUGUCAUGAAUCCUUUUCUGCAACAGGUUAUAGUCAGCAUCUAGCCAAGACUAGACAAACGCCAUGCAGAGCCUUCCUUGCUACUUUUCGUGCAAAUUCUAACUCCCAGGGCCUGGGGAGUCCGAAGAAUCCGACACUCCAAGCUGGCACACAUUCCCUGUCACCGCCUCCAGGGUCCUUGGAAGAACAAGAUCAUCCAAUCUUAUUUGAGGGAGAUUUUUUUGGUACUUACGAGGAAGCUGAUCUAGAAUGGCCAGAUGACCAUUCUGGUGACGAAGAAGAGGACCUUUACAACGAUGAAUGGGAACCUCCUGCACAGGACAAUAAUGAUGAACCGGAACCUCCGGUACCUGACGACGACAUACUGGAAAAUGAAGGUGCUGAAGCCUUGGAGAACCGAGAAGCUCGUCGGGAGAUUGAGCAAUGUACCAUGGAGCAAGAUCAUAUUGUUAUUGUGCCCUAUCCGGAUGCCCAUGCAGGCGUACCAAUAACUGGACAGCCUGCUCAUGAUUCAAAUACCACAUACGGUAUAGAUGCUGGCAACUCCAACAAUAUUUACGCUCCUUUCACCUCCCAGAUAGACUGGGACGUUGCUAAGUGGGCAAAGUUACGCAGUCCUAGUUCAACGGCAUUUACUGACCUUCUUGCAAUUGAUGGGGUCAGUGAACGGCUCAACCUUUCAUUCAAGAAUUCAAAAGAGCUUAAUAAGAUAAUCGACAAGGACCUUCCUGGACGACCAAAGUUCAAGCAUGAACAAAUCAUUGUCGCUGGUGAAGCAUUUGACAUUUUCUACCGAGAUAUUGUCGAAUGCAUCAGAUCUUUAUAUAGUGACCCUGACUUCACCGAUUUUCUCAUAUUCAAACCGGAGCAUCAUUACACUGAUGAGGAUAAGACGAUACGAUUAUUUCAUGAUAUGCACACUGGUCAGUGGUGGUGGGACACACAGAAAGCGCUCGAUCGACGACGUCCGGGUGCCACAAUCAUCCCUGUCAUCAUAUCGAGCGACAAAACCCAGGUUACCAUGUUCCGCAACAAAACUGCAUAUCCCGUCUACCUUACAAUCGGUAACAUUCCAAAGGAAAUCCGACAAAAGCCAUCCCGUCGCGCUCACAUUCUCCUAGCGUAUUUGCCUACUACCCGCCUUGAGCAUAUCGCAAAUAAAGCCUCAAGACGUCGAGCUGUUGCAAACCUCUACCAUGCCUGUAUGAGUCGCGUACUGGCUCCCCUAAAGACUGCUGGAGUUGAUGGGCUUGUGAUGAGUAGUGGCGAUGGUGCACGACGUCGUUGUCACCCAUUGUUCGCGUGCUUCGUUGGUGACUAUCCUGAGCAGUUACUUGCUGCUGGAGUGAAGUCGAUGGAGUGCCCGAAGUGCGAUGUUCCCACAGACGAACUCGAAAGUAAUACAGCGCAAUGCGAUAUACGCGAUCUUCAUGCUGUGUUGGAUGCUCUCGCUCUGAUCGAUGAAGGUGACCUGGCCUUUGUACAAGCAUGUCGUGCUGCUGGAAUCAAACCAGUUGUCCAUCCAUUCUGGGAGGACCUGCCCUAUACAAACAUUUUUCAGGCAAUCACGCCUGACGUGCUGCACCAACUAUAUCAGGGUCUCGUCAAGCAUUUGCUUGGAUGGUUAGCACAAGCGUGUGGAGCUGCAGAGAUUGAUGCACGAUGCCGUCGGUUACCUCCCAACCAUCAUAUCCGACUAUUCAUGAAGGGUAUUACCAGUCUCAGUUGCCUCAGUGGUACUGAACACAGCCAAAUAUGUCGCUUCCUCCUUGGCAUUAUUAUUGACAUCCGGCUUCCCGGAAAUCUUGCUUCGUCUCGCCUUCUAAAGGCUGUACGCGGUCUCCUCGACUUCCUCUACCUUGCGCAAUAUCCAUGUCAUAGCUCUGAAACAUUACUUUUACUAGAUGAAGCUCGUGCACUCUUUCACGACAACAAGGAGAUAUUCGUUGACCUUGGAAUCCGAAACAACUUCAACCUUCCAAAACUCCAUGCAAUACGUCAUUAUGCGUCUAUGAUUCGGACGUUUGGGACAACGGAUAACUACAACACCGAGUACACUGAAAGGCUGCAUAUAGAUCUCGCCAAGGAUGCCUAUCAUGCUACCAAUCACAAGCACGAAUUCACGCAGAUGACACGAUGGCUAGAACGAAAGGAGAAGAUCAUCCGUCACGAGCAGUACAUAAAAUGGCGCCUUGAUAGAGAUCGUGCUCCUUAUCAACCGCGUCCACCCGACCUACGCCUCGACCGCACCCUAAAAAUGACAAAGCAUCCAAGCGCCAAAGCUGUCUCAGUUCCAACAUUGAUAUCUGACUAUGGCGCAACUUACUUCCGAGAAGCACUUGCUCGGUACAUUGCAGAACAACAGAAUCCAAAUGAGGUUUUCACUCGUCAGCGGCUGGAGAACGUUGCUGCAGGUAUCCAUUUACCAUUCCACUCCGUCCCCGUAUAUCACAAGAUAAAGUGGUUAUCGACUGAUGCUCGAGGGCAUGGCGAUCCACUUGUGACGGUGGAUAGCAUACACGCUAAACCCCAACGCGCUGCUCUCCAAACGGAUGAUGUAGUACCAGCACGUUUCGAUACUGCACUUAUCAACGAUGGUACUGGCAGCUCUGUUGGCAUCAAAGGCUUCCGCAUAGGCCAAGUUCGUGUCAUUUUCUCAAUUCCUGCAACAGCAACACAACUAUUGUUCCCUCCAGCAAACCAGCCUCCCAAGCACCUUGCGUAUGUCGAAUGGUUUACUCCCUUUCCUGCGACACCAGAUCCCAGGCACGGCAUGUACAAAGUUAGCCGAUUCAUUCGGUCUGGCGAGAGGGUGGCAAGUAUCAUUCCUGUUUCAAAUAUUGCCCGCAGUGUCCAUCUUAUCCCAAAGUUCGGAGCUAUUGUACCUUGA